CUUGUGGUUCGACAAUCCGCACGAUGCUCGCGAUGCUACUCCUCCGGCCGUGGAUAUUCCUGUUCGUGCUGAUGAACGCACUAGUAGUAAAUGCACAAGACCCGACCACUACCACUUCCCUAGCAUCAACAACUACUACGAGUGAGCCACAAGGUCCAAUAGGGUACACGACGUCGAUCGACACAAAUGGCCCUGCACCUCCGACAACUUAUGUGUAUACGACAACAGACCAGAAUGGAGUUAAGACACUUGUCACAACUGUCUUUACUCCAACGUAUGAGCCAACUUCCGCCAAUCCUUCAGUAUCUUCGGGGUCGAUAUAUGCCUACUCUGAUUACACUUCACGGUUUCCUGCACCAUCAUCGGGGUCGGCUGUUCGGUUGGCGUUGCUAAAUUGGGGCCAACUCACCCCUGCUGUGCUUACAGUUGUAGGUGUCAUCACGGGAGCUGUCAUCGUAUUAUGAUUUCCACGAGUUAAUUAUUGGACACACCCAUUUGUACGACACGGACGUUAAUGUUGGUUGAUAUGAUUCCUUUGCUUAGGCGUCGACCUUGCAUAGACCUUGUUCAUUUCCACUUAAGCAGUACAAGAACACUUUGACGUCAUUUGCCACACAUCGAAUUUGUCUUGUCGCAAUUAUCAUCGAUAUUGGCGCGUAGGAUUAAUUGAUGAGAGUUUCCGCUCUUGAAUUUAUAUCCACAGUAUAUAG
Cantharellus anzutake is the source of this 710-nucleotide messenger RNA. RefSeq lists its product as uncharacterized. The coding region runs from base 24 to 464 and encodes 146 amino acids. Lineage: Eukaryota; Fungi; Basidiomycota; Agaricomycetes; Cantharellales; Hydnaceae. The transcript is spliced from 3 exons. The record is from RefSeq and is a predicted model, not a curated record.